Messenger RNA from Phalacrocorax carbo (great cormorant), 1881 nucleotides. The record is from RefSeq and is a predicted model, not a curated record. Lineage: Eukaryota; Metazoa; Chordata; Aves; Suliformes; Phalacrocoracidae.
UGUCACCACCAGCCAUGGGGGCUGGGCACCCCCACUGCUAUCUGAUGGUUCCCGUCAACCCCAGCCACAGGGUGUUCCCACAUACCCACGUCCUGCAUCCUCCUGACAAACAUCCCAAGGCAGUUCAAACACGGGUGGUGUGUGGGUGACGCACGGAUGGGCCAGGCAGGGCGUGGGGCCUGGCCAGCUGCCAUCCUUUGGUCAGGGAUAUGGGCGAUGCUGGCGGGUGGUACCCACAGCCCCACUGGUCACUGCAGGGAUGCUCUGGCUGGGAACAGGGCAGCUUCCCCCAGGGCUCAUCCCCACCAGCCCCUGGGCCAGCUGGGGCUGGGCCAGCGGGCAUCCCUGCCUGGUGUCAGGCUGUCACCAAAAUAGGGAAUAAACCUCCUAACACCAGUGUAGUGUUAAAAGGCAGGCAUUCUUUAUUCACAGUGCCGGAUGCACGGGGGAUCCCUCCACAUAACACGCAUACGGCGGAUUACAUCAACCAAAACUUAUAUUGUCUGGUUACAUACAUAUGCAUCAAAUUUCCCGGAACUAAUUAUCAUAUUUACAUAGUCAUUACGCAUGCGUCCUUGAAAGCUGAGGGGCGUCUCCGGUGGUCCCUGGUGGUCUCUGGUGGUCAUAUCAAGCGUCCUUUGAUUGACCGCUUCCUACAUGCAUGCGCACUGCCAACAUAAUUUGUUUCUUUCUCCGUAGCACCCAAGCGGAAUGUAAAGUAUGUAAGGUAGAACGCCCUUCACCAAGGUUUCUAAAACACACCAAAAACCUAUUACUUUGGUUACAUUAAAACACUCCUCAACUUAUUAUUAAAAUGGAUAGGAUACAUAGGUAGUAGCCUAGCAAUAAUGUUCACAUUUUAACUGUCCCAUCACCUUGGUUUCAGAGACUAAAAUACAGAUCAAAGAAUGCAUAACAAAACCACUACUAUCUUGGUGCCAAGGCUGCUCUCCCCUGCAAAGUUACCUCUGUGUUUCAUUGGUAAUUAACCCUAAUUGCAGAUGGUUUGUUGAUCAACUAGGAGAGGUUCUUCCUGUCUUCUCCGGAGAAACUUUCAGUGUAAACAGUGGAGGUCUGGGCAGCUUUCCAGCAAAGCAGGGGGGAUGGAGGGGAGUCAGUAGUAAGAUUUUUUAUGGUGAGAAUCACCUGAGCUGGGCAAACAGUGAUGCUGGUGAGCACUAGGCUAUAAAGGGCAGCUCCUCUCCUCUCCCGGUGACCCAGGAGAAGCCAUUAUUCCUCCUGAUCUCCAGACAGCAGCUCUUGCAGGAGACGCAUCUGGGAGUGAGGAGGAUGGUGGCAGCUGUCAGACUCACCCUGCUGCUGCUGGGCUGUGCAGGGCUCCUGCAGCUCGCUGGUGCCCGGUACAUAAACUACUGCCCUAUGGGCUGGUACUACUACAAGCUCAGCUGCUUAAAGUACUUCCGUCAGCUCCUAAGCUGGGAUGAGGCUGAGAGGCAGUGCCAGGCCAGUCAUCCCAGUGCCCACCUAGCCUGGGUGGAGGAGCCCCGGGAGGCAGCCACCCUGCGGAAGAUCAUCUCCUACUACCAGCAGGUGCAGUCCGUCUGGCUCGGUCUCCACUACGGGCAUGAGAGCCGAGCCUGGCAGUGGGUGAGUGGGGGCAAGUACAACGUUACCAGUGGGCUGGCUGGGAACAGUGCCCAUGGGGGUACCUGUGGCAUGCUGAACCACCUGAGCAGCUUCACUCUGUGGUCCAGCGAUGACUGCACCCAGAAGUAUCACUAUAUCUGCAAGUUCACCCCUUAACACUGAGUACAGACCCCAGGCCCAUGGGGGAUCUCGUGGAGGAGCCCACAGCAGCGAUGCUCCUUCCUUGCCACCUCUGUUCUUCUCUCCCCAACUCCUAAAAAUACAUCUAUAAAA